AUUUCUUCACAUUUCUCAGUUGACUUGGUUUCGGCGUGCGAUAUGGUAGCCAGUUGUCAGUGCUGACUGCUCAUUCGUCCCUUCUGUUGGCUGUCGUUUUCAACAUUCAGCCGCACAAUCCAAAGGACAAGCCGUCGUCGGACCAGACACAUUGUCGGCUCCAUCUACUUCCCUUAUUGGGUUCGCUUUUUUGGGCUUCACACAGAGACAGGAUUUUGUUUCUGCUUUUCGUCGUGUUCAAUCUACGACAUCCAUAUCCCCCGAUUAAGGAAUCCCGCUCCGGUUAGCGAGCGGAGGCUGGAUGGAUUUGCCGAUCCAACACUACAAGGAGAACGGAGCCGAGGAGCAGCUACAACAGUCGCUAGCCAUGCGAACCGAGUGGGAACCUUGCCUGGCGCAUCAUCCGCCGCUCCAGAGCUUCGGCUGUGACGCCGAGUUGGCCGAGCGAGGAGGAGGACCGCCCCCUCCGCCGCCACCUUCCAAACGACGCUUCCGCAGCCCCACUUCACGCAAUAAACCCAACGACAGUGCGAUGUGCGCCACCAUGGACGACCGGCACGGAAAGAUGCGGGAAACGCUCAUGGAACGUCAGGUUCAAAAGGCCGGAGGUCUCUUGGGCGUGACUUCACGCGGACUCUUGAUUCUAGCGCUCCUCUUGGUCUUUAUCCUGAUCCUGCUCGUCAUUAUCGUCGUACUGGCCGCCUUGUGGCCGCGCACCAGGGCCCAGGAAGCGCCGAAAGUCUGCGACACGCCAGCAUGCUUACGAGCCGCCGCCCAGGUUAUUGGCAGCAUGGAGAACCACACGUCGCCGUGCACCAACUUCUGGAACUACGCCUGCCACAACUGGUUGGUAUCCAAUCCUCUGCCGCCGUGGGCCAGCAAGUGGAGCACCCGGGAAGAGCUUGCUCAUCGAGCGCACGAAGAGAUGAGGAAGCUGAUCGAGACGAUGCCGCAUCCAACGCGAGUCGACUCGCUAUCUUGGAAGCUCAAGUACUUUUACGAAUCCUGCACUGCUCUCGAGCACAUCGUCGUUCCCGAGCAGAAACUCAUCCGCGUCAUCGAUCAAAUGGGCGGCUGGGGAGUCCUGCGGAGCUUUUCCGUCUAUUCGUGGAACUUCCGCAUGGUCCUGCGUCGGUUGCACGCCGAGUACGGCGUCAACGCUUUCUUCCGCGUCGACGUUGUCGCCCAUCCCAACUUUCCCGACAAGAGCAUCGUCAGAAUAUCGCCUGAUGGACUAGGACUUCCCGACCGGAACUAUUACUAUCGUGAACCUGACCAUGCGCCAGAUGUACCAAGGAGGCGGCUGUCGCAGCCUGGGACGAUCAACACCUACAAGGUGUUCUUGAAAGACGCUGUUCAGCUGCUGGGCGCGACGAGCCUUGAAGCCACGAAAUUCGCCGAGGAGGUGUUCCACUUCGAGAAGCGCAUUGCCGAGCUGACGCCAAACACGGAGGAUAUUAUCAAUCCCGUCAAGAGCAUACAGAUCCUGAACGUGGCCGAUCUACAGCGUCAAUCGUUUUCGAUACCGUGGUUGGAAAUCCUGCGAGCCAUUUAUCCGACGACCGUUUUUGAUGACUCCACUGAAUUGUUGAUCACUUCGCCUGAUUACUUGAAAGACAUCUCCUCCAUCGUUUCUUCAUCCGACCGAAGCACUCUCAACAACUAUCUGAUGUGGAGGCUGGCACAUAAUUACCUACCGUAUUUAUCGCGCGAGUAUUGGGAAGUGCUGGAUAUUCACAAACGCGAUACCCUGGGUACGAAUAUAGGCGCCUACUUCUUACUUAAAAGUGCCAAGGAGUCGGUGGAUCGGUGGGAGAUGUGCAUCGUGACGACGCAAAAAUACUUCCGUCUGGCGAUGGGAUCCAUCUACUCGAAGAACAACGUAGCCCUUAAGGACACUCGCAAUGGAGUGGCGAUCAUCUACGAAUCGCUGAAGAACGGCUUGGCUAGCAGCUUGUCGGGUAGCUCGCUGUACAGUCCCAGUCUGAGGUCGAGAGCUCUUGAAAAGCUGAUGACGUUGAGCGUCCAAGUCGGCUAUCCGGAGCAGGUGUUGGCCUCGUCUUACCUCGAUGACUUCUACACAGCCAUGAGCGUCCAAGUCAACGAUUUCCUGGGCAACAUUCUUUACGGUGUCCACUUUCUGCGUAAAGUGGAGGAACGCGUCUUGCUCAAUCCACUUCCUGAACACAAAUGGCUGGCUUACCUCUCCAGAGAUACAAUCACAUACGUCCCCGAAUCCAAUCGAAUCAUCAUACCCGAGCAUCUUCUUCUGCCACCCUUCUACAACGUCAAUUACCCACAGCCAAUUUUGCUUGGAUCCCUUGGCGUACAGCUGGCUGUAGCCAUGGUCGCCUCCAUCAGUCAGCACGGCGUCCUUUACGACGGUCACGGAGUCUUGAUCGAUCGCGAGUCGACCAUCGGUAACGAUUCACUCUCGCUGACAGCCAACCAGCGCAAGUGUCUGGUGGAUGCCCUAUACCAGAAGAAGGUCGACGAUGAGGAAUUCCUCAAACGCACAGUUUUUGAAACACUGGUCCAACUAGCCGGAGUUCGACAGGCACUCAAGGUCGUGACCAAUCCCAGCAUUGAGCAACGGAGGACCGAGUACAAAGCUCUCGAAUUCCUUACUCAUACGCAGCUAUUUUUUGUUGCCUACGCCCAGUCGAUGUGCUCUCACACGACUCUCAAACACAGAGACAUGGAGAGGUCGACAACAUUCCGCUUGGGCGACGAAGAGAUGUUACGAGCAACCAUGUUGCAAAUGCCUGAAUUCACGGAGGCGUUCAUGUGCAAUUCGACGUCACAGCUGCACCACGGCAAGGUGUGCGGGCGGAUCAUUUAAAAGCGCCAUGCACAAAUGGGAAUCCAUCGAUCCAUAAACAUAAAACUCCAAAAAAACGAAUCAAUUUAGGGUAGUGAAAAACGAAAAAACGCAGCAGUUGAAGCGAGUACACAUAUUAUAAGGGCGAGCGAAUGUGGCGUGAAUUUUUUGUUAGCAAUACGAAUGAUAAGGGUGUGUACUUCAAUUCUGAUUGCGUCAUAUUUUUUUUCCUUUCAUUUUUCUUGGAAGAGGGGGGGACUAAUAAAUUCAAUUAUAAGACGCGCCUAAACGAACGGAGAAACCGUCCGACAUCCUCUCCUGAAUCAUCCUCAAUCCGUAACUGAUAUGUUAUCAUUGUUGUGUAUGUUGUGACGUUUCAAACGAAAUCACUCGAGGAGGGGUAAGAACGCGCCAAUUUUGAAUUCCAUCUUUAAAUGAUUAUUAUAGAGUAAAAAACUGUUGAGUGUGCGAGUUGUUUGUUUCGCAACACCAUAUUAAAAAAAAAGAGAUUUAAAAA
Messenger RNA from Daphnia carinata, 3338 nucleotides. RefSeq names its product endothelin-converting enzyme 2-like. The record is from RefSeq and is a predicted model, not a curated record. The transcript is spliced from 18 exons. Lineage: Eukaryota; Metazoa; Arthropoda; Branchiopoda; Diplostraca; Daphniidae. Gene Ontology annotation, biological process: protein processing. Gene Ontology annotation, cellular component: plasma membrane. Bases 302 to 2842 code for a protein of 846 amino acids. Gene Ontology annotation, molecular function: metalloendopeptidase activity.